AUGGACAUGGCAGCUGAGUUACCUUCUGCCAAGCCAGUUCAAUUGGGCGACACUGGCAAAAUCGUUGUACAGCCUCCGCUCUCUCGCUGUGGACAGGGACCAGGACUCCUUCUACUCCGGCCAGCAAUUUAUGCGGGAUAUCAGCAACAAAGCACCAGCCUGGACCCCGAGCCCCUCCAAAAAUGGGCCGAAGAAAGCUUCGCGGUAGCGCAAAUCACACUUGAUACCGGGCUAAGUGGGGACAAGGCAGCUAUACAAAAUCUGAUGCAAGAAGCUCAGGAUGGACUGACGGCUCUACCGGAGUGUACCCAGGGCCAGUUCGGGUUGCUAGUCUUCGGAUCCAAGACCGACUACACAUCUCAGUUCGAGGCCACCUUGCGUGAAGUGCUAGCCAAUCAUGAGAAUCUGAAGUUUGCCGCGCUGCUUUCCUUCGAUUCCUUGGAUAUCAGCAAUAAAUUGCCACAACUUUUACAUGCGUCAGGCCCCGGCAAGCUUUCACAAACUGACUCGCAGAUACAAUAUCAUUAUGCCGACGCCUCAUCUCCAGGGUUCGUGAUCCCGGGCCAUCCCGACUUUCAAUAUGCAACAGCCGGGGUCUCUCAUACCCGCAGCCUGACGUUCCUCAAGAAACAUCUUGGAGGGCCUAAUUUUGAUCUUGAAAAGAUCUGGGAUGAGCACACUUACUUUGAAUUCGGCGACCGGUCUGUUGAGAAGACCAUGGCCACGAUGGUGCAGGAGCCCUAUGUGAACCAUAUCCCCACGCUGACAGGUGGCAUCGGUCGAGCUCGGUUAAGCCAUUUCUACCUCCAUCAUUUUAUCUUUAAUAACCCCGACGACACGGGACUUGAUCUUGUCAGCCGAACCGUUGGUAUAGACCGCGUGGUGGACGAAUUUAUUUUCAGCUUCACUCAUGUGAAACAAGUUGACUGGCUGAUUCCGGGUAUUCCGCCGACUGGCAAGCAUCUGCGCAUUCCAUUCACCUCCGUAGUGAAUAUCCGAGGUGAUCGAUUGUACCACGAGCACAUUGCCUGGGAUCAGGCAACAGUGCUCGUACAGUUAGGCCUGCUUCCUGAAUAUCUUCCUUUCCCUUAUGCACUGGCCGACGGGACUCUUCCUGCACCAGGGAAGCGAUUCGAAUAUCGUGUGCCUGCGGCUGGAGUGGAGACUGCAGAUAAGUUGCAGAAUGGUGAUGAUGUGCCUUCGAACGGGAUGUUCGAAUACAAGAUCCGCGAGGUGGAUGAUCGUUGA
Penicillium manginii is the source of this 1248-nucleotide messenger RNA. RefSeq lists its product as uncharacterized. NCBI's taxonomy places the organism in Eukaryota, Fungi, Ascomycota, Eurotiomycetes, Eurotiales, Aspergillaceae. Gene Ontology annotation, biological process: polyketide metabolic process. The record is from RefSeq and is a predicted model, not a curated record. Bases 1 to 1248 code for a protein of 415 amino acids. The transcript is spliced from 4 exons.